GGUGCUGGGUAGCGCCGUUCCCGGUUCCGAUGGUAUCGGUGCGGCCGGUUCCGGUGUUUUCGGUUCCGGUGGUCCCGGUUCCGGUGUUCCCGGUUCCGGUGGUCUCGGUUCCGGUUCCGGUGGUUCCGGUGCCAUUCCCGGUGCCGUUCCCGCGCAGGUCCGGGAAGCUGAAGGUGCCCGAAUGGGCGGACACGGUGAAAUUGGCCAAGCACAAGGAGCUGGCGCCCUAUGACGAGAAUUGGUUUUACACCCGGGCAGCCUCCACGGCCCGACACCUGUACCUGCGGGGCGGGGCGGGCGUGGGCUCCAUGGCCAAGGUUUACGGCGGCCGGCAGCGCCGCGGGGUCCGGCCCAGCCACUUCAGCCGCGGCUCGGGGGCCGUGGCUCGCCGCGUCCUGCAGGCGCUCGAGGCCCUCAAGGUGGUGGAGAAGGAUCAGGACGGGGGCCGCAAAUUGACUCCUCAGGGGCAGCGGGACCUGGAUCGCAUCGCCGGGCAGGUCGCCGCCGCCAGCAAGAAACACUGAGGGAACCAAAAAUAAACCAAAAUAAAACGAGUGUUUUUGUCC
Messenger RNA from Cyanistes caeruleus (blue tit), 566 nucleotides. Lineage: Eukaryota; Metazoa; Chordata; Aves; Passeriformes; Paridae. The record is from RefSeq and is a predicted model, not a curated record.